Penicilliopsis zonata CBS 506.65 is the source of this 867-nucleotide messenger RNA. RefSeq lists its product as hypothetical. The record is from RefSeq and is a predicted model, not a curated record. Bases 242 to 769 code for a protein of 175 amino acids. NCBI's taxonomy places the organism in Eukaryota, Fungi, Ascomycota, Eurotiomycetes, Eurotiales, Aspergillaceae. The transcript has a single exon.
CUUCAGCUUAGUUACUAGCUAUGUGUAAUGAGUCGUACUCACUAUCUCUUCUCAGUACUUAUACCAGUAUAUUUUAACUUGAAUAAUCCGUACUAGUAUUAAACCACCUAAUCAAGCAUCGCGCCACCACUUGCCCAACGCCCCACUCGAGCCAGCCAUCCCAACCACCUCCUCAAAGCUGACUUCAACACGGAACAAGCGCCCAUCUGCCGUGCCCGCGCCGCUCCCGACGGGGACGACGAUGCCCCAACCCACCAGUUUCUCCCAGGCUUCGCGCGCGACAUCCCGCCCCCAGACGCGGCCGGGCGUGGCGGCCGCGCCGGACGCCGAGGCCGACACCUUGGCGGCGGUGAGGAGGCGGACGUACUCUGCAUACGCGGCGGGGAAGGACAACGCCAGCGGGGUCAACGACGAGGCGGUGGUGUUGUGGUUGGUGUUGCUUUGCGGGUCGUACAGGGCUGAUAAUCGGGUGGCGGCAAGUAAGAGGGCGAGAGGGAGGGAGGAAUUCGAGGUUCCGUUGGUGGUGGAGAUUGAAAAGGGUAGCGGGGCAGGGUCGGGGCAGGAAAGGGUUUGCUCUGUGAAGGAUCUUGGGGUGGGUAUUUCAAGUUCAAUACUUCCUUCUUCUUCUUUUCCUUUUCUUCUUGAUGCGCUAUGGUGUAGCUCCGAGAGGGGGAUUAAAGCGCUGGUGAAGAAUUCCUUGACGGAUUUGGUUUGGUGGAAGAUUCGUUGCAGGUGGGAUUGGAAGCUGGCAUCGCUCCACAGGCCCUAGACAGUUAGUUUCUCGUUUGCUUUAUGGAAUGGCUAGAGGUAGGUGAAAAACCUUCAAGUAUGCUCGCCAUGCGUCGAGCAUCAACUUCCACCGCUUCG